AUGUUUUAUGUGCCUAAAGAAGAUCGCGACUUUAUGCGAUUCUUUUGGUUCCAAGGGAACAAGCCAAAUGAAGAUCUAGUGGAGUAUCGGGCUCUAGUGCACAUAUUCGCCAACAGACCUAGUCCCGCGGUUGCAACCUUUGCCCUGAGAGUGGCCUGUCGUGGUCAGAAGGCAUCCUGCCUUGCCCGGACCUUUGUCAAAGAUCAUUUCUAUGUGGAUGACGGGCUUGGCACAGCUCAUAGCGAGGGAGAAGCUAUCAACAAAUUGAGAGAAGCGCGCAGGAUCCUGGCCAAAUUCAACCUACGCCUGCACAAGAUUGCCUCCAACAAAACCAAUGUAAUGGCGGCCUUCCCAGACUCUGAAGUGGCGGAGGAGAUCAAGGAUUUGUGGCCCCAAGACCAUCACGGCCAGGGCACCUUAGGGAUGACGUGGAACCUCAGAGAGGACCGACUUUCAGUGACCACCAGCAUCCCAGAUUGGCCUUUCACUAGGAGGAGGGUGGUAGGAACUGUCAAUGCCCCAUACGACAAUAUAUGA
Messenger RNA from Tigriopus californicus, 537 nucleotides. RefSeq lists its product as uncharacterized. Lineage: Eukaryota; Metazoa; Arthropoda; Copepoda; Harpacticoida; Harpacticidae. The transcript has a single exon. The record is from RefSeq and is a predicted model, not a curated record. The coding region runs from base 1 to 537 and encodes 178 amino acids.